GUUGCUUGUAGAAUAGCACGGAGUCGAUAUCAACAAAGGAGAGCCUCCACUGGAAAAUCCAUCUUUGAGUAACUCGUCGACAUGUUUUCACUUCGAUAUAAGGUAUGUUCUCAAGGUACAAAAAUAGCUGUUGUCCCUACAAAGGUUUACUUCAUGCUAAACCAUCGGCUAGUGUAAACACCUCUGUGUACAUCGGAGGUGUUUGCGCCACAGACAAGCUUCGAAGAGUUGAACUUUACCGUGAAGAGGUUUCAAAUAAACAGCUGUAUAUCUGUAUAUUAAGUGAUGUGAGUUGCAAGUGCACUGAUAAUAGGAAGUCUGUGAAACAUUUCUCUUCGUUUGAAUCCAUUCGGCCAAGUCUCUUGUUGGUUGGGAGUGUCAGCACAUUUGUCUUCCGUUAUUUGAGACAGGACUGCUUAGAGUUUCUUUUUAAUGACCGCAUGAGAAAAUAAACCAACUGACAAUCCGCUUCUAUUCGAACAAAGAAUACUUUCAGCAAUAUACUAUAAUUUAUGUAACAGCCGCUAAAAGUGGAAAGGGGGGGAAACGGCAAAUUCGAACUACUUUCUUUUAAUACAUUGCAUUGGCUUUUAAACUAGCUUAAAUUGAUCUAAUUAUUAGUUAUUUUUCGAAAGGAGCAAAGAUAUAUGGCUUUUAGUGAAUAGUUAUGAAACGUGUCAAAUGUGUCACUAUAAAGAAAAAAAAAAUGCUAGCCAUCUAUGUACGUAAUACUCAUUUAAGUGAAAGUCCGAAUAAUUUCUUUUUUUAAUUGUCUUAUUUUAAUCAGAUUUUAAUGUGGUUAUUUGCGGCUACACUGAUUUUCAUAGGUCAACGUUCUGCAAGUGCAAGUAAGUAUCAAUAGUAAGGUGAUUUUAGGAUCCAAAUGGCUAGUCUUUGAGAGUGUGCUAACCUUAGUGUGUGUCGGCAUACAAUUUGCACCUCACAACGGGAGGAAAAAGAAAGUCACCACAAACCAACUUAACAACGGUAUUAAUUUUUAUAAACGUAAGAGAUAAUGAGAUUGUAUGUAAAUACACUUUACAAAUAAAAUUUACGGUGUAUUACUUGAGAUAUCAUGCGUGCAAGACAUUAAGGAAGUAUAACUUUCAUGUGAAAAAAUAGAAUACAGAGCUGGAGAUGAAGCACCAGUAAUGGGAUUAAGCAUUCGGGCUAAAGAACUCAGCUUUAAUUAAAGUAGUCAUUGUAGGUGCGGUAUUGCGUUGAAACUCGUGGAGUCUGAAGCGUUUGUUUAUUCUUAAAACCAAAGAAAAACAAGAUUUUUUGAGUCGAUAAUUUGUAAUACAUCGGAAUUUCUCAUUUCAUGUUUGUUUUCAAUCAUAUUUUUAUGGCAUCGUAUCGCUCAUUUAAGAAACUGAAAGUGAACGCAAGGGAAAAUAGGAGACGGUUAGGCACUCACGUCUUGGUUAUCGGCGUUUCCGUCAUACAUACCGACGCAUGCGCAAGUUUAAAGACAGGUUACAGGUAAAAUAAUAUUAGUGGUUAUUACUUGGAUCCAAAUAAUAAUGUAUUUGUUGUUUUAUAGACAUGUAAUUGAGAAGCAUCCUGGCCUUGCUAAUCCAGAUAAAAAUCUUAACGUCACCUUCAGCCUACUCUGCAAACUCGUUUUAUUUUAGCUUUUGCAUCUGACUUCAUUAGCUUUUAUCGUGUUACUGAGCCACCAUUACUCUAUACGAUUAGGUCCAUCAGUGUCUCUCAAAUAUAAGUUCUAUUUGUGUGAUAUCAUACUAACGUAUUGUUUCUAAGCAUUAGAAAGUAGCAGCGAACUUGGAAUGCAAGACAAAAUAAUCCCAGAUAAUGGUAUUACGUCAUCAUCUGAGUUAAGCGCCAAUCACGCACCUGCAUUUGCACGGCUGGAUGGACCGAGAGCCUGGUGCUCAGCUCCGGAAGAUAUAUCACCGUAUAUACAAAUUACUUGGGACGAAGAAAACCUUAUAACAGCGAUAACAACCCAGGGAAGUUUUCGCGAUUUUAGUUGGCCAGAAAUUUUGAAGUUGCAUACAUGAGAGACGAAAAAUGGACAUCGUACAAAAAGGUAACUUUUUCUGAAAACUAACAGUGGUGGUUUUAACAGAAUUAUAAAGUUACUGUCGACGUUUUUUUUCCGAAUGAUUACUUUGUCAUGACCAUUUACAUUGAAGGGAACAAAAGGCAAGGAAGUGGCAAAACCAUAAGAUAGUCACCAUUACGGUGUUGAUGUUUGCGGUUUAAAUUCCUGACAUCUUGUUGGCUCUUUUCGGAUCAUAACAAGAUUCUUAACAUAUAUCUUGUAUUCCUUUCCCGUGGAGCCUAAACCACUGCGGUGUUUAAACACACAAACCCAAAACUUAGAAAGUGUCGCUACCACAGUUUCACUCGCAAAUAUUUGAUGACAGUUACAAAUACAUUCAUUCUUACAAAUUUUCCAUAAUCUUCUUUGCUAACAGGCCUAUCACUGAGCUAGGAAUAUAAAUAAAGGCCUUUUAAUUUUUCUGUUUACAGCUACUUAAAGGUAAUCGGAACAGCAGAUCCUUGAAAAAUAAUGUCUUCAAGCCACCAAUCAGGACACGAUCAAUCAGGAUAUACCCAAAAGAUCCAUUUGGGUUUUUGAUGGAUUCAACAGUUCCUGUGGUUCCUUGUCUCAGUUUGGAGCUUUAUGGAUGUUCUGCUCCAGGUAGGUAAAGAUGGCGAACUUCAAGGCAGUGGCGUGAAUCAUAAAAUUAUGAAAUUUGUGUGUUAAAGGGCGCGAAGAAUUAAAGUCAGCUUUUGGAUGAAAUGAUCAUCUCAAAAUUUUUGCCGAUUAUUUAGCCAUUAGUUAUGAUCUACACACAUCACAAAUUCAAACUGCAGAAUUAAACAACAACAGAACAAAACAAAAAACAAACCAAACCGAAACAAACAAAACACCUUAAUCAUAGGAUUCACUUGGUGCUUUUAGGGUUAAUUCCAGAAGCUUCCUGUUUGUGAUUCGGACUUACUGCUGUUGGUUAGACGCUUAAUCAGCAGUUACUCUUAUCCAGAGAGAAAAAAACAGCUGAGCUCUUCUUCUAUCGUCUUUUUUACUUAGGCCUAUCAAACUGUCAUGCUGCAUGGGCACUGAUAACGUGUUCACUUUUUUGACUUCUCGUUUCAUCUUCAGCGUCUUGUGAUCCUCUACAAAUCCUUAGGAAUGGAAAAAUACACAACAAUGGCAAUGAAAAUGGAGCAUUAGUCUCAUUUUCAUGUAAUGAGGGAUUUAAGUUGCAAGGUUUGAGGCAGAUCAAAUGUCUUCAAGGAAAAUGGAACGGCAGUAUUCCAACUUGUGAAGGUUUGAGAUAUGAAAAUUGACAAGACCGCAGAGCUUUUGGUGAAAUAUUUCUCAUCUGAGGAAUAAAAUACGUAUACUAAACUAUUCUUCUUUUUUUUUUUUAAUAAAUAAAUAAAUAGAACAUUUUCGUUCUCUUUCUCGCCCAAAGGCAAUUGCAAGAAUCCAGAACCUUUCAUAAAUGGUUCAAUCAUCGGAGAGGAUUACAGUUCUGGAUCGUCCAUUCAAUUUCGAUGCAACGUUGGUUACCAACUACUUGGGUCAGAAAUAAUAUCUUGCGUAAAUGGAACAUGGAAUGAGACCGCCCCUGAAUGCAAACGUAGGUUGCCGACAGAUAAGUAUUUUAUAGGAACAUCUUAAUGUAGCACAAAAACCCAGCCAUCGCACAGGACUGGUUAGUAAGUUAGGGGAUUUCUCGGUCUGACUUCAAGAAUUCGGGCAACUGGUUCACUGAAAGUUUUGUAAAUCUUUUUUAAGGGUACUUUUUAAAAUAAAAUGUUUAUAAUCGUUGAGAGAUUUAAGAAAAAGAGUUACGUUUGUUUUUUUUUGCAAACAAGUCUCAAAGCCAUGAUUCUCACAAAACCUUGAGCUGUUUAGGAACACCAUAGUUGUAAUUGGGCGACAUCUUUCACGCUUCCAAAUCAUUCCCUGUGCACAAGUUCUUUAAAGUUUGUUACAAGGAGCUUAUGUCUACAUUUACAUGUAUUUAUCUUCUAAAAUCUAAACUCGUGAGUUGGGAUCUCCUAAAAAUGUGUUGUCGGACGGAAAAGAGCUCGAGGGGUUUGCUUUCGCUUUGACACAACCAUUGAAAUUUCCGGGUAAAUUUUUGCAAUGGCUGCAAAAUGAGUUAGCUCGCAAUUUUGAACCGUUGAAAGAAGAAUUAACUUGUGUUUUUAUACAAGUUGUAGUCUUGAUAUUCUCCAAUCUUGAUUUUCUACAGUAGUUUAUCUGAUAUAUAAACGACAAAUGAAGGUUAAAAAAUUGACUUCCGUGAAAAUAUUAUAGCUGUUGAAUGUGGUGAUCCUGGGAAAACAUCAGAUGGAGAGCAGAUUACUAAGAAAGGCUUCGUCUAUGGUGGAUCAGUCAAGUUUGUUUGUGACAAGAAUUAUACUCUAGUGGAGACUGAUGUUAUAUAUUGUCAAGCUAAUAGGAGUUGGAGUUCCUCUGUUCCACGCUGCGCAGGUAAGUACCAUUUCGGGUAAGGAAAAAUAAAAGACAUUUAAGGGCUCUUGAAAGUAUAAAUAACAGUAAGAUUAUAUGGUCGUAGAAACAUCAUUUAUGAAAAUUAGAGGUAGAAAAUUUUAGCUUUUUACAAAUACGUAUUAAUACUAGUUGUUCGAACAACUUAGUGUGCUGAAUAAAAAUAAGGGAAACGCAAUUAAUUUAUUAUGAAAUUGGGGCUUAAAGAAAAAACCAUUUGUUUGCUGUUGACUAGUUUUUCUGGCAUUAAGAUUUUUCUUUCUGUUUUAAAUAAAGCUAACUGUCAAUCCCCUGGUCAUAUAAAUCACGGCCUUAAAAUCGGUAAGAACUACAAGCACGGAAAGACAGUUCGAUACUCUUGUAACCUUGGGUACACACUUGAAGGCGAGGCUGAAGUGACUUGUGAAGAGGGAACAUGGAAUACUGAUACCCCCAAGUGCAAAGGUACAGUCUGUAAGCGUGCAUGAAUAUGUAUUUAUUAGAGAUAUAUAGCUUUCGUUAAUGUUGAGCCUUUGAGUUGCUUUAUUCAUUAACUUUGUAUUGUUUUAUGUUUCAACAAAGGGGCAGUUGUGCUUAUUUGAUGAUAACCUUGCGUCGACUAUAUCAUUGUUUAUUAUAGUGCGUCCAGUGACCAGUUUCUGGAAAACCCGGCCUUAUUAUUAGGGAACUUAAGAACCACGACGAAGUUCACGACGACGACGUCUGUUGACUGAGAAAGGACUGGAACGAGAACGUCAGUUUUGGCGGGAAAAAGGAACUUAAGAUGCAGUCGAUCGGGUAGGUCGACGACGACGACACUGAAUGUAAACAAACAUGUAGAAGUAGUACAACUGUGAUGUUCGUUUGCAACAAAGUUUUUUCGCAAAGGCGUCUUUUAAGACGAUGCAAGAUCUUAUUUUAUAAGCCGUACGUCUACUUUCAUUGACGAUGAAGAAUUUUUAGUGUUGUCUGACCUUUUCGAAUGGAAAAAUCUCUACUUUCCGUACGAAGGUUAUUCAACUUUCAACCUGAAUGACAUGACCGAGUCAGAGUUUAGAUUUGGAAAAAGAGACAUUCCGACGCGAUAGCUGUUUUCCAUAUAAAGUUCAUUUCCUCUAUAUUAAAGACAUAUGAUUUGCCUGACCUAAAUAGGUACAAAUAAACUUGUCACUUACGAGUUCGCUCGCUCGGCCUGCACAGCUGAGUGUUGUCUUCGAAGUAAACACAAUUCAUCAGUCAAAUUUUCAAUCAACAUCGCUUGUUAGCAGAAAAAAGAAAGGAUACCUGGAUUUACGAGGAGAAAAAAAUACAAAACCCUUGAAAAAUCGCUUAAAAACAGGGAGUUAUACCUGCCGAAGCUUGUGGACUGCAGGACGACGUGACUCUACUGUGUUUGGCGUCGUCGACGACACCACGACCACGACGACGAAAUUUGUUAACCGCGCUUGCGCAGUGCACGGUAUCUCACUUCCGGUCUUCGUCGUCAAAGUCGUCGUCAUGGUUCUUAAGUUCCCUAUUAAAAGGAUCAAUUACGAAAAGCUUUGUUAAUAUGUUUGAGAAUUUAAAUUGAAGAUCGAGGUAUUAAUAAUAUUGAACUAGUUCAACAAAGCUUGAUUGCCAAAAAAAUCUUAAUUAUCUCAAAAUUUUGAAACGUUAACAGAAGAAUUAACUCGACGUGUGCAUCUAUCCAUAGUGAACAGUUUUCCUUAAUAUUCUGCAAUCUCCAUUUCAUAUACCAGUUUAUAUGUAAGCGACAAAGCCUUAAAUACCGUAUUUAUUCGAAUAAGCGCCCAACCUCGAAUUAGUGCUUACCUCGAAUAAGAGCCCAUCCUAAAGGAGGAAAAAGUUAAUAAGCGCCCACCCCCUCCCCCUUUCACUCAAACUCAAAUAUGCGCCCACAACCAAAACGCAACCCUUCCCCCUCCCACCCCCCAAGAAUGAAUAAGUACUAAGAGAUUUCCUCGAAGACGGAGUUUUCCUCAGUGUAUUGAUCAUUUUACAGAAACCUUUCUUUGUUUCAUUUUUAUGUUUUGUUAUUACCAUUUAUUGUUUUGUUGCAAAAUAAACAUACUACACUUGCUGAAAAUGGCGAAAAUAUAACAAGUGCCCAGCCUCGAAUAAACAACCUCCUCGAAUAAGCGCACACUCUCAAGGUCCAAAAAUUUAAUAAGCGCCCAUGGUGGUUAAUCGAAUAAAUACGGUAUUCACUUUCCUACAACUCUUAUUAUAGCUGUUGAGUGUGGUGAUCCUGGCAAACCAACAAAUGGAGAGCAGAUUGUCAAGAAAGGCUACGUCUAUGGUGGCUCAGUCAAGUUUGUUUGUGACAAGAAUUACACUCUAGUGGGGACUGAUGUAAUAUAUUGUCAAGCUAAUAGGAGUUGGAGUUCCUUUGUUCCACGUUGCUUUGGUAAGUUCCAUAGUUCGUGGGAGAAUUAAGGAGAAUCGAGGACACUAGUUUCACCUUUCUCAAAUACUCCUAAAUUAAAAAUUCAAAGGCAUAGCUCGAUUUGAUUUUCAAAGUCAUAUAAGAGCUUUUCAUCAAUCCGUAAACUAGUUAAUUGUUUGAACAAUUUAAUUUAGCAAGCUCGUACUGCAGUAACGAAACCGUGAUUCAAACAAAUACUUUAUUUUUAUGAAUUUGCGUCAUAAAAAAAAAAAACAACAACAACAAUUUCCUUUGUUGCCUUACUUCUUUUUCCUUUUUUUAAAGUUAGUUUGUUGUGUUUUUAACUAAGCUAACUGUCGACUGCCUGGUGAUGUAAAUGAUGGCCUUAAAAUUGGCAAUGACUACACCCACGGAAAAACAGUUCGAUACUUUUGCAAUCUUGGGUACGCACUUGAAGGCGAGGCUCAACUGACAUGUGAGGACGGAAGAUGGAACACUGAUACUCCCAAGUGCAAAGGUAACGAUCACUGUUAAUGUUCUAAACAGCUUUUGUUUAUUUAGAAACUUAAAAAGCUUGAGAUUGUUUUAUGAAUUGUCUAGUCUAGGGACCUGAGUUUUUUGGAAAGUCUCGGUAGUAACCUAUCCAGGAAAUCUGAGUGUUUUGUUUAGGCAUUUAACUUGAAGAUCGAGGUUAUAAUACUUUUAAAAGAGGUACAAAAAAGCUAUCAGUCAAAGAAUCAAAUGAUAGACUGAUUAGUUUGGGGACUCAGGUUUUAAUUCAAGAAAAUGGCUUUAGGCUGGAGAAUUUGUAGGGACUUUUAAGAAACGCGCAACACGUCCUCAUGAUCAUACAGGGAGAAGCCACGCGCGACCGACUCGAGCCGUUCGCGGUUUUCUUGUAAUCCAAAAUGAAAGAUUGUAUUGAUUUUGGAGCUUAAUGUUGUUGCUGUUGCUGUUGUUGUUGUUGUUGUUGUUGUUUGUUUGCAACUUUUAAUAUUAUGUUAAAAUUUUUUUGUAAUGGCUGCAAAAUAAGGCCCUCAAAUUUUAACGGUCAAAUCAUAGUUCAUUGAGUGGAAUGGUUAUAAAACCCGUCAGACUCCUUUGUUAUAUGUUUUUGUGGACCUGAAAGUGCACAACGUUCAAAAGAAUUCCUAUCAUUUUGAUUGUAUUGACCAAUUAUUAAAACGUUGCAUUAAUUUAUUCCGUAACAAUUUGCCAACAGAAAACAAAGGAUUGUGCACUUUCAGGGUGCUUCCAACAUAAACUGCAGCACUGUUGUUUUUAUCAUUGAUGUUUGCCGCUUUUCAUAACCAGUCUCCUCUAAUAACUAUGGUCAAAUGAAGAAUGAACUCGAGUGCAUCUACUCGAGUUGUAGUCAAAGUUUUACUUAGUGUCCUGUGAUCUUCAUUUCCCAUACUUGUUUAGUUGCAAAGGCCAAAGGUUAAAAAUUUAGUUUCCUUGCAAUUAUUAUAGCUGUUGAGUGUGGUGAUCCUGGCAAACCAACAAAUGGAGAGCAGAUUGUCAAGAAAGGCUACGUCUAUGGCGGAUCAGUCACGUUUUUUUGUGACAAGAAUUACACCCUAAUGGGGACUGAUGUUAUAUAUUGUCAAGCUAAUAGGAGUUGGAGUUCCCCUGUCCCCCGUUGCUUAGGUAAGUGCCAUGGGUAAGAGAAAAUAAAAAGACAUUAUUCCCGCUACCUAAAGAGUUCUUAACAGUAAAAAACUACAGUUCAAUUUUUGGUCGUUAAAACAUGAUCUCAUCAAUUAGCAGUAGCAAUAUUGUAGCUAAACGACAAAAGUUCUCCCAAAAACGUAUCGUCACACGGAAUAAACAAAAGUUUAACCCUAAUCUGACCAUGCUUUUUUCCCUUUUCUGGCUCCCUAAGACAGGGCAACGUCGGACUUUGAAACAGAUCAUGACAAGCAACCACCAAAGUUACUUACACCUAAUAAUGUACGCAUCAUUUUCAACAUCUAGGGAUAACUAACGCGAUUUGACGUACUUAUGACGUAACAUUGUUAAAAUAAUAAGCAGAAACCAAAUUUCAUCUUUUUUUUCCCUAGAAGUAGCCUAAAGUGAAACAUACUAAAAUAGUGAAAUGUCUGAAAAAAAAAUCAUGACGUUGGCUGACACACUGGUAGUCUUUAACCAUAGCAGUGGCGUCAUGAUGACUUAUUAUUAGAGAACAAACUGGAACAACGCCAUAUUAAUUCUGCCAUUUUGAAUUAUUAGUUUUGUUCGAAGCUAGCCUGUGUAAAUCGAGGAAAUCGUGAGAUAAAAUUUGUUCUGUGUAUUAAAGUACAUAUAUGCUUAAAAAGCAAAACAUAAAAUAAAGCUAACAGUAAAAUACUCGUUAAUGUAAAAGUAAGAAAAUAAUAAUAAUAAAAAAAACUGCUGACAAUUAAAACUGUUGAACACUGUUAAAAUUUAAAUCCAACAUCUACCAUUAAGUCAUUGUAUCUUCAGUAUUUUUUACCGAUACGGCGGCAAUAUUAAAUUAAUUAGAAUAUAAGGAGUAAUAUUAUAGAUUUAGCCAGGGUUAAAAGCGAGGCUCCCAUUAAUAAAUUUAUAAAUUAAAUCGAACAAUAAACUUGUAUUCCACAAUUCAGUUAACUUUAGAGCACAUUCGUGUGACUUUUUAGGGAAAGGCUAAGUGAUUUUACAAAAAAUAAUUUGCAAACAGCCCAAGAGUGAACCAAAUCUCACAUCGAGUUGAUAGCCUCAUAAGUACACCCAAAAACUGGCAAUCAUCUUCGAUCACAUUUAUUAAGAGCCAUAAUGGCUCUUGAUCACCUUACAUUAAUUAGGCCUGGAAAAAAAAUUCCGGCCGAAUUUUUUGCGUUCGACAAGUUUAUUUUACAAAAUCUUGCCAACAAAUCUGGGUGCGUGUAAACCAACCUUCUAUAACAUUUAUACGUCACAUCUGAGGUGAAACAGUACUAUGAGGCACUGUUUUUAUCAUACAGACCUCGGACAACAGAAUGCAGUAUUUCACAAUAUUGCGAUACAAAUUGCUAUUCAGGACGAUCAAAGCACGCGUGGGCUUUAGCCGUAAACCGUUGAAAAAUUUUUCCAAAUCAUCUAUACGGCCAGCCGGUUCUGACUUUUACAGUGCUAGCAGUGGCGAGUCGAGUGUUUGAAUGAACAUUAACAGAGUUACGCUCCAACAUAAUAACAUUAUUUUAAAACGGUUUAACGCGCGGCAUUUUGAGUACUCCGGGAAGCGUUGUUCAGGGGCACCCAACGACAAUUUUCGGAAAAUUAUCUGUUCGGAAGACGAUUUGAGAUCUAGAAUUUUCGGAUCAUUUUCUGUAAAAUUUCUUGCUUGCCUGCUUCUCCUAGGAUUUUCGAACAUCAAAAAAAUGGUAUAAUUGCCCAUUUUUAACGGAUUUUUACCCUAAAAAGGUCACCUAGAAUUUUCGGGAGCUUUUUUUCUGGCUGAAAUUUUCGGAAAGGUAGAUUUUGAUCCCUAUAAUUUUCGGAUCACUAUACUUUCAGCUAGGAAAUCCGAACAGAUGAAAAAUUUAUAGGGGAUAAAAAUAAGCCUUUAUCUACUGUUUAAAUACUAAAGUACGUUCAACAAUGCUAUGUUUAUGUGGUUUUGACCUAUAUUCUCGUUGGGUGCCCCUGGUUGUUUACUGAACGACUGAAAACAAUCAGCACAACGAUUAAAAUUACAAGAGAGAGUACUAACAAUCAAUAAAAGAAAUAUAAUUCGGUGAAACGUAUACAGAGACGACAAUUUUCAUUCAGGAAGACAAGUAUUAAAGUGUCUCUAAAAAUCCUGAGUCUUCGAGCUUAAAGCUGAAGUUUACGUUUUAAGCCGGCUUACCGGUGUUUGCUUUUUUCAAAGACGAACUCGAGGCAAGAAAAUCGCUCAAACCUUUCUUUUACAGCCAGAAUUAUAACUAAAUAUUCUUUGAAACGUUUUCUUUCUAUUUGCGGUGAGAAAAUGUCUAAAGGCUUUUUAAAGAUCUGUAAGCUUAUAACAAACCUGAUACUCGGUCAGAUCAUUGUCUCAAAUCUUACAAACGUGCGUAAACAAAAUAGCCGCAUAAACUACGCUCGACUUCAUUAAAUUAGGAAUAAAAAACAAACAUCAAAUACAAUAAUUACUUAGGCUUACCACUCGAGAUGCAGCUCCUGAAAGGUAUCAAGUAAGGCCAGUAUCGCUUCAGACUUUGCAACCCUCUUACGCAUUAAGCAAGAUGAAAACGAAAACGAUGCCAUCCGAAAUCGGAUUUCCGACUUUGACUCAACCAAAAACCCAAUAAACAAACUAGCCAUGAAUAACAGAAGACUCCUGAUAGCAGCUGAAUUUCAUUUUGUACAUCCAGUGGAAAAAGAAAGUUAAAAACAUCACAAGUUGACACAAAACUCUGUCAGCUUCAGCUGUCAAAGUAAACAAGAUUCAUGAUGCUGCAUAAAUUUUCCGCAUGAACUCACCUGUCAAAUUUUGACCAAUCAGAGCAUAAAAAUUGGACGUCGAGCGUGACCAACGCGUGAACAUGGCGAGAAAAGUCAAAAGCAACUGUCUUCCCUGCCUGUAGCAGCUGACUGAAUUUUCGCUCCGAGGUCAGUUUGAAAUCAAAAUUUUGAUUGUGCGGCACAUAAACACAACAUAUUUCAUAUGAAUUUAAAAAAAAUUAAACUUGAGCCUGCGAUCAUUUGAAAACCAGUACCUUGUCAGCGGAUAACUUCAAAAAAAACUUGACCUCGAUGGGUCGACACAUGCGCCCACGAUACAGUCAAGUGAUACUGGUCAGCGGAUACCUUGUUUUGACAGCUGUCAAUGGAUCACAACAUUGACGUGUAUCAGUUUUCCUGUGCACCGAUCCCAAACUAGCUAGAAAGUAUGAGACUGAACAUUGAUCGCGAUCUAGUAAAAUAAUUAACUGGUCAGCGGACAGCUUCCAAAUAAAUCACGUCACCUUAAUGAGUUGACAUCAUGAGCCCGCGAUAUGGUCAUGGCAUACUGGUCAGUGGCUAUCCUGUUUUGACAGCUGUCAAUUGACCAUAUUGUGAAUGUCCAACGUAAAAGAUGUGGCAAGACACGCCUGAGACACCCCUCCCUUCCUUUUGAUAGUCUCCCCUACCCCACCCGUACAAUCCGUAGACGCGUACGUACGAUCCCAAACUAGCUAGAAAGUAUGAGACUGAACAUUGAUCGCGAUCUAGUAAAAUAAUUAACUGGUCAGCGGACAGCUUCCAAAUAAAUCACGUCACCUUAAUGAGUUGACAUCAUGAGCCCGCGAUAUGGUCAUGGCAUACUGGUCAGUGGCUAUCCUGUUUUGACAGCUGUCAAUUGACCAUAUUGUGAAUGUCCAACGUAAAAGAUGUGGCAAGACACGCCUGAGACACCCCUCCCUUCCUUUUGAUAGUCUCCCCUACCCCACCCGUACAAUCCGUAGACGCGUACGUACGUACGUACGUACGUACGCUCGGUCAAUCACGUGACAACCAAAGGAAAAGAGGUUGACCAUAAUCUAUGGGUAUGGGGCUCUGUCCCACGCGCGCCCCGCUAUUAUGGGAUGCCCAGGGGUCAUGAGCACGAUCGGAUACACUCGCUCAGUAUUUAAGCGCGCUUCUUGGGGCAAUAAGUUUUUCAAGAACAAGAUUGUAAUGGGAAAAAGGAACUUUGUACCGUGUUUGGAUGUAAUAAUGAUCGCCUUUUACCCGAGAAAUAGUACAGUGAAAAACAAUACCAGUUUCUUCAGAGUGUCCACGAUUUUAACUGCUUCUUUUUUUUUUUGCAUUUUAGAAUCAUUAUCUGACUUCUUCCUCUAACUAAUAAUUGGUUGUACUAGAAGCAUGUCCAUGGGAACAUUUUUCUUACGUGUUACAACUAUUUCCCUUUCAUAGCCCUUCAGAAAGAGCGUUGGAUGAGGAUGACCGUCAACCAGUCCUCCAAAUUUAAAAUGAUUUGAGCAAACUUAAUUAGUAUUUUUGUACACCUUAAAUACCUUCUGGCUUAGUAGUCUCGUCCAAGUAGCCAAGUCCCUUUCCUCUUUGCAAGAGCAGAAUUAACGUACCUCCGAAGAAACUGGUAUGAUCAUUUUUACCCCAAAUACAACACAGCGGCCUUUUUUCCCAUUACAAACAUAUUCUAGGAAAUCUUUGGGAAAAGUUGCCCGAAAAGCGCGCGUAAAUACCGAACGAGUAUAUCAGAUCAAACUUAUGCCCCCUAGGCAUCCCAUAAUACUCCUUAAAACCAAUUAAUUCAAUAUGGCCGCCGUAUCGGUAAAAAAGUCAUUUGGCCAUUUGCACAUCUCCCAUAAUACACCUCGUUUGCCCCUAAAGUUUUGCAUAACCUUUUUUUCAAUUUCUCCUGGUUAUUGCAAUUUUCCCGGGAGAGACUGGAGACUAUGCUUAUGCAAAAUUUGGGGGCCAAACAAGGUGCAUUAUGGGAGAAGUGCAAAUGGCGAAUAUGGACACCAAAAGGCCUCGACUGAAUUAACAGUUAUAACAAAUAUUUAAAUAAUUCUAAAUUGAGUGUAAUACAAUUUUUCGGUUAAAAAAAAAAUCUUACAAUAACUCCUUUUUUAUAGAAAAACAGACGAAUUUCGUAAAACAAGGCUGUUAAACCUGGGUUGCCAUGCCGGUUAACGUUAAAGUUGACGUACAGGUCGCCAUAUUUUUAAAAUGUUCUUGGAUAAUUUUUAGGAAUAUUUGCAAAGUUUGAUUUCAUAGUUUGAACGAUUUUGAAGAUAUUCAAGGAUAUUCCUUGGUCUCAAAAAGGUAAAAGCGAAAUCAAAAUAACUCACUCAAUUAGUUUAUAUAAAGAACUAAAUAAAUAACGAGCAAUUAGUCUUAUUCCCUUUCUUUUUUCUGUAGCUAAGCUUGAUUUUUUUCUUUUCGAUUAAGCUAACUGUCGUUCACCUGGUGUUUUAAAUAAUGGUCUUAAAAUCGGUAAGAACUAUACACACGGAAAAACAGUUCGAUACUCUUGUAACCUUGGAUACACACUUGAGGGCGAGGCUAAACUGACCUGUGUAGAUGGAAGAUGGAACACUACCACUCCCAAGUGUAAGGGUAUGCGUUCAUUCUUGUUUUCUAAAAUAAAAGCUUGUGUUGAUCUUGGAGGUAAAGCGGGUUGUUUUAUUUGCAAUUUUUCAAAUUUCGUGGCAGAUUUUGGUAAUCGCUGGAAAAUGAAUUAUAUAGCCCGCAACUUUGAACCGUUGAAAAAAAAAAAAAAAAGAAUGAACUCGUGUGCGUCUAUUCAAGUUGAAGCUACUUAAUACCCUGCAAUCUUCAUUUCUUCUAUGAUUUUAUUGUAUGUAAACAACGAAGACUAAAAAUUAACGACCCUGUAAUUAUUACCAUAGCUGUUGAGUGUGGAAAUCCUGGCAAGCCAACAAAUGGAAAGCAGAUUGUCAGAAAGGGCUACGUCUAUGGCGGAUCAGUCAAGUUUGUUUGUGACGAGAAUUACACUCUAGUGGGAGCUGAUGUUAUGUUUUGUCAAGCUAAUAAGAGUUGGAGUUCCUUUGUUCCACGCUGCGUGGGUAAGUACCGUUUGGUAAGAGAAAAUAAUAAUAAGAAAAAAAAAUUUACCCUCAUUAUUUAGUUAUUGUCAGGGCUCUUAAAAGUAUAAAUAACAGUAAGAUUAUAUGGUCGAAGAAACAUAAUUUUAUGAAAAUUAGGGGUAGAAAAUUGUAGCUUUUUCCACAUACGUAUUAAUACUAGUUGUUCGAACAAUUUAACUUAGUGUGCUGAAUAAAAAAAAGAGAAACGCAAGUUAACGAAACCAAUUAAUUUAUUAUGAAAUUGGGGCUUAAAGAAAUAAAUCAUUCGUUUACCCUAGUUUUUCUGUUGUUAAGAUUUUUUUUUCUGUUUAAAUAAAAGCUGACUGUCGAUCCCCUGGUGAUAUAAAUCAUGGCCUUAAAAUCGGUAAUAACUACAAGCACGGAAAGACAGUUCGAUACUCUUGUAACCAUGGGUUCGCACUUGAAGGCGAGGCUGAAGUGACUUGUGAAGAGGGAACAUGGAAUACUGAUACCCCCAAGUGCAAAGGUACAGUCUGUAAGCGUACAUUAAUUUGUAUUUAGAGAUAUAUAGCUUGUAGCCUGGGACUAGGAUCCGCAUUGGGGGAAAAAGGAAAAAAAGUCGGCGUGGCGAAGCGAGCCGAGAGGUAGUCUGGGGAGGAAAAGGGUGGCGGAGCCUGGAGAUAUGCCUCUGAUGCCGCCGCUCCGCCCUCCGGCAAUUAACUUGUCAUUGAAAUAUAAUGUCAACACGUCAGCACGUCAGCUUAUUAUGUAGCUUUUGUAAAAAAAGAAAAGAAAAGAUAUUUGAAUUCGAAAUGAAGCCGUAAGAGUGCAAGCAAAGAGAUCUACUUAACUUCAAUCGCCAACUCGAGUACCACCAGCUACAGCAAAGAGAAAUAAAGACGUUUAAGAGGAAAAAUGCGCCGCGUUCGGCCGUUGAAGAUCGCCGAAUAGAUUCUCAAGGAGAUCCCUCGCAGUUCGCAUCAUAAUUCUCGUUUACAUAUUAGUUGUCUGUUUUGUAAAGUAUGUCUGUUAUCUUUGUACUAGCCUGCGAGGAGAGGUUUCUUUCUUGCCUACAUGGCUUUUAACGUUUUACGAAGUCGUUCGCGUCGCUUUUUAGUUGCGUAUUUGGUUUGUUAACUAUGCAACUGAUAAGCGACGCGAACGACUUUGUAAACGCUAGGUAAAAGCCAUGCAAGAUCGCAACAACUGCUCGCUCCGUACGGUUUUGGUUAUGCGUUCUCAGAGCACAAGGCUUUUAGGUGUACGCAACAUGUGUUCUUUGCAUAUAUCCACUGAUUCUUGGGUUUUAUCACACGCUUUUGGUAUGGAGCGUGAUUAUUAUGCUGUGCCUUUUAAACCUCGGUUUAUAAGUCAAUCGCUUUGUAAAUGUGACCGUAGUUUACCACUGGAGAGUAUAAGAAAAAAUCCACGUAUUUUGAAUGCUUCUUUUUCUUUUUGCAACAGAUCACAGGGGUAUUUUUUGCUCUUCUUGGAGUUGAGGGAUAAGCGAAAAGUCUCGCAAAGAAAUUUGUAUGGCUUGCUCGAAAUCCGUGUUUUAAGAAAUCUUUUCCCGAAGUGUAAGAGCAUGAUAAGAGCGCGAUUCUGUCUACAGCACCGCGAAUCUGUCAACAUGAAGACGUUUGACCAAUCAGAACAUGAUAUCAGAUUCUGGUUAUUAUAGAACGGCAGCAUCAAAGGCAUGUCUCCGGGCUCCGCCGCUCUUUCCCCCUCCCAAUCCAACGCUUGACUCGCUUUGCUCGCCGAUAUUUACGUAUUUUCUCUAUUUGACCUCAGCCUGGUCCCAGUCUAGCUUGGGUUAACGUUGUUUUGUGUUUUAACAAAGGGGCAGUUGUGCUUAUUUGAUGAUAACUUUGCGUCGACUAUGACAUUUUUUAUUAUGGUGCGUCCAGUGACCAGUUUAAUUCUGGAAAAUCUGGCUAUGUUAUUAAAAUGAUCAAUUGCGAAAAGCUUUGGCAAUAUGUUUGAGAAUUUAAAUUGAUGAUUGAGCUUUUAAUAAUAUUGAAGUAUUUCAAUAAAACUUCAUUGCUAAAACAUGAAAUAUCUCAAAAAUGUAAAUCGUUUAAAGAAGAAUUAACUCGUGUGCAUCUAUCCAAGUUGCAAUAAAAAGUUUAAUAUCCUGCAAUCUUCUUUUCAUAUACUAGUUUAUAUGUAAGCGACAAUGCCUAAAAUAUUCACUAUCCUACAAUUCUUAUUAUAGCUGUUGAGUGUGGUGAUCCUGGCAAACCAACAAAUGGAGAGCAGAUUGUCAAGAAAGGCUACGUCUAUGGCGGAUCAGUCAAGUUUGUAUGUGACAAGAAUUACACUCUAGUGGGGACUGAUGUUAUAUAUUGUCAAGCUAAUAGGAGUUGGAGUUACUGUGUUCCACAUUGCCUAGCUAAGUGUCAUUGGUAAGAGAAAAUAAAAGACUUUAGUCCCGCUAUGUUUCUCCAAAAGCUUUUAAAAGUGAUAAAACACAGUUAUAUUUCGUGGUCGGUUAAAACCGAUCUGUACAUAAAUUAGCAGUAGAAAUCCUUUAGCUUUUAAACGACAAAAGUUCGACAAAAGACGACAAAACUUAUCGUCACUCAGAAUAAACAAACGUUUAACCCUAAUGUUAUCAUGCUUUUUCCCUUUUCUGGCUUCCUAAGACCGGGGAACGUCGGAGAUUCCCCUCUAUAACUUUUAAACAGAUCAUGACACACAGCCACCAAAAUUUCCCCUAAUAAUGUACUCAACAUUUUCAACAUCUAGGGAUAACUGACGUGAUUUGACGUUCUUAUCACAUAACAUUGUUACGAGUUAUAAUUAAGCAGAAUCCAAACUUCAUCACUUUAUUUUGCCUAGGAGUAGCGGUGAAGCGAAAAAUGCUAAAAUAGUGAAAUGUUUGUAAAAAUCAUGAAGUUUGCUAACACACGGAUAAUCUUUAACAAUAGCACUGGCGUCACAUGACUUAGAGAACGAACUGGAAAAACGCCAUAUUUAAUCCGCCAUUUUGAAUUAAUUUUGUUCAAAACCGGGUGAUCCUUGAUACCAAGUCAAUGUAUGCAAUAUUGUGUCGUUAUAUUAUGUAGAAAUUAUAGGCUUAUCGUUUUAGGGCUAGGGAUCAUUGUUAUGUUUUGUUGUGACGUAACUCGAGAUUUGCUAUUCACUUGAUAUAUGGUUGCACCAGCCUCAAUUAAAAACCCGAGUAAAUAGAGGAAGCCAUGAUAUUAAAUACGACCAAAUACCUUUAAUACGACCUGUGUAUUAAACUAUGCUUAAAAAUCAAAAAAUAAAAUAAAAGUAAAAACACAUGUAAAUGUGAAAUUAAAAGGGGAAAAAAACUACUAGUAAUUAACAUUGUUGAACACUGCUGAAAUUUGAAUCAAACUUCUACCAUUAAAUCAUUUUACAUUCAAGUUUUUUAAUUGGCCAUUUGCACAUCUCUUAUAAGACGCCUCCUUUGCCCCCUGAAGUUUUUCCUAACCUGUAUUUGUCAUUUCUGCUGGGUAUUGCAGUUUUACCAGGAAACUGAAGACAAUGAUUAUGCAAAAUUUUGGAGGGCAAACAAAGUGGAUUAUGGUUUAUGAGAGAUGUGCCUUAAUGGAGAAUUUAGUCAUCAAAAAGCCUUGAUUAAAUUAACAGUCAUAAUAAAUGUAUACUAGUAAUAGUUGACACUACAGCUUCCCCCACUCUGUAUAUUGUCGGUCAAUAGCAUUUUUGCUCGUUGUGUAGCUCUUUGAAAUAUAGCGAUUCAUAAGGAAGAUUUUCACACAUUCCAUACAAUAGGUCUGAUAAUUAUAAAUACAGGAAACGCAAGGUUCCAUGCAUAGUUUCAGGUCGAUUUACACAGCUUUGAUCUAAACAUUCUCAGUUUCGGGAAUAGUUCAUUCUAAGCCAUAAGAAAAGAUUUAAUUAGAAGUUGAAUUUUUUGCUAUUUCUGUUUAACUUUUUACGUUUACUUCAUUUUAUUUGCCGGAAAGGAAGCUUUAGAAAUUAAAAGGACGUUUGAUCAAUUCACACUCGCACAUUCUAGUCUAAUAUUUUAAACUUUAUACCGGAAGGACGUCUGUGAGCAGGGAAUAAGUCAGCACAGAAUUUGAUUGUCGGCGAAUUUCUGUAAUCAUCCAUCGUUCUGUUAGUGAGAAGCUAACCGUUGUUCAUUCGUCUUGCUUGUUUGGGGCUGAAUCUUAUUCCGGUCAAAGAGAGAGAAAGAGUGUCUGGCAAGGUACGUUUCCAAUGAAAGAUUUGUGAACUCGUGUCUGGCAAACUCUCCAAGUGUUUAUAUAUACACAGUUAUAUGCACCUUAUAACUUCUUCUGCGCUUAACGAGUGUCGUUAAAAUUUUGGUCCAUAACUUUCACUGAAACAAACUCUCCACAGAAUGUCACUGAUAACACGUAAUGCAAAAGAAUGUCGAAGUAUGACUGCACAAUAAAUGUCACAAAAUCAACCUAAGCGGUCCCUUUGGGAUGUUCUGUCAUAACGUCAACCUAACCAUUUCGUACUUGCGGGCUCAAACUAUAGAAGCGUCAACAUUACCUACCGAUUCCUCGCGGCCCCUGUUCAAGCAAAUCGAGAUUGUUUCUGUAUUGACUGUGUGACUGUCUAUUUCAACUGUAAGUACCUUCCUUAAUAUACGCGCGAGUUACUAGAGUGCGUCCUCGGGAUUUCGCUUUCUGGGCGAAAUCCCUGUGGGGGCAAAAAUAAAUCUAAAUUUAGUGUGAUAUAAUAUUCAAUAAAAAACCUUGAAAUAAAUUGAUCCAAUCAUUUUAUAUAGAAAAAAUGGCAAGUAUUGUAAAAUAAGGCCCUUGAAAACUCGUUUACUAUGGUAACGUUAAAGUUGACAUACAGGGAACGAUGAUUUGAAAGUGUUCUUUGAAUAUUUUUAGAAAAAUCUGCUAAGUUUGUUGUCAUAGUUUGAUCAAUUUUGAAGAUAUUCAACUAUUAAAUUUGUUUUCAUACAUGUAGUUUGAAUUACUUUCAAGAAAUUUGGGUCCUUCAACGCCCCUGAAUAAGCUAAAAGCAAAAUCGAAAUAAUUGAGACAAUUAGUUUCUUAUGAACUAAAGAAAUAAAGCAAAUACUAUUUUUUGUUCCCUUUUGUUCCCUUCCUUUGUUACGAUUGACUUUAUUUUAUUAUUAUUUUUUUUUAUUAAGCUAACUGUCGCUCACCUGGUUAUUUAAAUCAUGGCCUUAAAAUCGGUAAUAAUUACACACACGGAAAGACAGUUCGAUACUCUUGUAACCUUGGAUACACACUUGAAGGCGAGGCUGAACUGACUUGUGUAGAUGGAAGAUGGAACACUGCCACUCCCAAGUGUAAAGGUAAGCGUUCAUUCCUGUUUUUCAAAAUAGAAGCUUGUGUUGAUUUUGAAGGUAGGGCGGGUUGUUUUAUUUGCAACUUUGUAUCUCCAUUUCUUGUAUUAUUUCAUUAUAUGUAAACGACAAAUUUAAAUGCUAAAAAAUUAACCAUCCUGUAAUUAUUACAGCUGUUGAGUGUGGUGAUCCUGGUAAACUAACAAGCGGAAAGCAGAAUGUCAGGAAGGGCUACGUCUAUGGAGGGUCAGUCAAGUUUGUUUGUGACAAGAAUUACACUCUGGUGGGGUCUGAUGUUUUGUUUUGUCGAGCGAAAGGAGUUGGAAUUCCUCUGUUCCACGUUGCUUAG
Messenger RNA from Porites lobata, 19995 nucleotides. Lineage: Eukaryota; Metazoa; Cnidaria; Anthozoa; Scleractinia; Poritidae. The record is from the annotation of a GenBank genome assembly.